Rhizopus microsporus ATCC 52813 is the source of this 1186-nucleotide messenger RNA. RefSeq names its product sepiapterin reductase. The record is from RefSeq and is a predicted model, not a curated record. NCBI's taxonomy places the organism in Eukaryota, Fungi, Mucoromycota, Mucoromycetes, Mucorales, Rhizopodaceae. The transcript has 5 exons. Bases 30 to 812 code for a protein of 260 amino acids. Gene Ontology annotation, molecular function: sepiapterin reductase (NADP+) activity. Gene Ontology annotation, biological process: tetrahydrobiopterin biosynthetic process.
CUUUUUUCUUUUUUUUUUCCCACAGUACAAUGUUAUUAAAGCACACUGUCUAUGUGAUUACUGGAGCUAAUCGUGGCUUUGGUAAAGUCAUUGCUGAGGUUAUUGCUUCUAAAGCUAAAGAAAAGACAAGCAUUAUUUUGGUUGGAAGAAAUAGAGCUGAACUGGAAACGAUUCAACUCGCCAAUGUUGAUACGUACUUUAUUGGUAAUAUUAGCUUAGAAGGAGCAAUUCAAACAGAGGAAACGAUUGUUAAAUCGUUGGAAGAUAUGAUGAAAGAAUGGAGAGACCAAAAUAUUGCACCUAUAACAAAGGCUGUAUUGAUUAAUAAUGCUGGAUCUACAGGGGAUUUAUCCAAAAAGGUUGAGGAUUAUACAAUGGAAGAGAUACAGACUUAUAUUGAUCUGAACGUGACAUCAUACAUUGCCUUAAUAACUGGAUUUAUUCGUUUAUUCAAGAAUUAUAAUAGCGUCACCAUGACCAUUGUCAACAUAUCUUCAUUACUUGCUGUACAAGCCUUUCCAAAUUGGGGACUUUAUGCCACCGGUAAAUCAGCAAGAGAUAUGUUGUUGAAAGUGAUUACAAAAGAGAAUCCAUACAUUCGUACUUUAUCUUAUGCGCCUGGACCGUUAAAUAAUGAAAUGCAGAAAAAUGUACGCGAGACAUUAGGAGAUGACGAACAAAAGACGCUUUAUACUAAAAUGGCAAAUGAAGGCCAAUUGGUUUCAAUGCAAGAUUCAGCAUUAAAGUUAUUCAACUUACUUGAUAAAGACAGAUUUGAAUCAGGAAAUCAUAUCGAUUAUUAUGAUGAAUAAAGCGAUAUCACAGAUGAAACAGCUUAUUAACAAGACUACAAAAUGUACUUGUUUUGUUAUGUGCGUAGUAUUUAUGGAGAAACUUUAGUUUAUAAGAAUUGAAGAUAUCUCGACAGUGUGUUUUCAUAUAAUCUAUCGCAUCAUACAAUGAUAUACCUGUUUCGAUAAGAGUAGUGGCCACCAGUCUCAGGUACUCCCUUCAGACUAGAGAUACAAUAGACAGCUAUGACUGUAUUUUGAUCAUUGGCCAAAUCUAACCACUGAUCUAUGAUGAAUGAUUAAAGCUACAUCUUAUAAGCUAUGGAUAACGUACCACGCCAUCAUCCUCAGAUGCAAAUACAUUACUUUGACCCCAUGGUUCACUUAUGCUUCAG